AUGCGCCACCACAAUAGCGUCUCUGGGUGCUGUGCAUUUGGUCUAGAAUGCAUAUAUGAAGUACCACAUACAUGUCUAUUGGUAGAAAAUGAGUGCAAUUUUUGUACUCUUCUCGAAAGAAAAAUUUUAAUUUGCAGCUCCGAAACUAGUUCAACAACGGAGAUUACAGAAGACACGACAAAUACCUUAGAGCAAGGACGCGGCGAUACAGCUCCACAAACAACGGGCAGAGGAACAACGAGACAAAGACGAAGCCAAGACAUCGUAUACUGUAUCAAAGAAAAUCUCCGAGGAUUGAACGAAGCAAGGCUGGCGCAGCAGAUGACUCGCCAAAAUGACGACUUUCAUCACUUUGGAAUGAUGGUGGCCGAGCGCCUGAGAAAGAUGCCUAGGCUGCAGGCCUUAAGGGCAAUGUCCGUUGUGCAACAACAGCUGUUGAACUACGAAGAGGAACACCUCAUGAACCAAUAA
Molecule: messenger RNA, 471 nt
Organism: Ixodes scapularis (black-legged tick)
Lineage: Eukaryota; Metazoa; Arthropoda; Arachnida; Ixodida; Ixodidae
Exons: 4
Coding region: 1-471 (156 amino acids)
Source: RefSeq, a predicted model, not a curated record